Molecule: messenger RNA, 741 nt
Organism: Penicillium griseofulvum
Lineage: Eukaryota; Fungi; Ascomycota; Eurotiomycetes; Eurotiales; Aspergillaceae
Product: SDR family oxidoreductase
Exons: 3
Coding region: 1-741 (246 amino acids)
Source: RefSeq, a predicted model, not a curated record
AUGUCUACCAUCUUGAUUUCCGGUGCCAACAAAGGAAUUGGCCGUGCUCUGGUUAGCAAAUACCUAGCUCGCGAUAAUGUAACCGUGAUCGCCGCUGUUCGCAAUCCAAGCUCAUCGGAGACAACACUCUCCAACCUUCCCACGGGCCAGGGUAGUCGAUUGAUCAUUGUUAAAAUCGACGCCAGCUCCGACCCCGAUGCCAAAGCUGCAGUAGAGUCAUUGGCCAGCCAGGGCGUGUCAGCAUUAGACAUCGUUAUCGCCAAUGCUGGAAUUUUCGACCGGGCUGCUUUCACCACCGUUGCCGAGUCUAGCAUUGAGCAGAUUAAAUCCCACCAUGACGUGAACACUCUGGGACCUAUUCGUCUAUUCCAGGCUACUCUCCCUCUCCUCCAGAAAUCAUCGUCUGCUCGCUUCGUCCUAAUCAGUACUCUAAUGGCAACGAUUGGAGAUAUGAAAAAUGCUCCGUGGACUAUUGCGCCUUACGGCGCCAGCAAGGCUGCCGCGAACUUCUUUGUUCGGAAAAUCAACUUCGAGCACGACGAUAUUGCUACCUUGGCUGUUGACCCUGGGUCGGUCAAGACGGAUUCUGGAAAUGACGCUUGUCGCACUUUAGGCUACGACAGCGCAUUUGUAGAGAUUGAGGACAGUGUGAAUGCCAUUGUCACCAAAAUCGAUGGGUUGACCAAGGAGAAUGGUGCGGGGGAGUUUUGGAGCAUCGGCAAUACCACUAAUGCCUGGUAG